AUGCUUACAUAUGGAUAUGAUGCUGUUCUUCCAAUGGAAAUGACCAUAAGGUCUAUAAGGGUGGCUUUCCAAAAUAGGCUCACUCUAGUAGAUUACAACCAUGCUAUGUUGGUGGAAUUGGAAGAUCUUGACGAAGUCCGUCUUAAUGCUUUAGACCAUAUUAUUGCUCAAAAGAAGAAAGUCAUACGGUUAUACAACAAGAAGGUCAAGGCAAAGAUAUUUGUUGAUGGGGACCUGGUAUGGCAAGUCAGAUUUCCACUAGGAGUUAAAGACAAGGAAUAUGGAAAGUGGACCCCUAAUUGGAAGGGUCCUUACUUGGUGGAAUGA
Molecule: messenger RNA, 327 nt
Organism: Cornus florida
Lineage: Eukaryota; Viridiplantae; Streptophyta; Magnoliopsida; Cornales; Cornaceae
Exons: 1
Coding region: 1-327 (108 amino acids)
Source: RefSeq, a predicted model, not a curated record